UGGAGCCGGGCGGAGGGGGUGGCGCCCAACGGCCGCGCCGCCGCCCGGUCGCCUAGCAACGCCCCCACGCGGAGCCAUGCAGGCGGGCGGCGACAGGGAGCUGCGGGCCAAGAAUUAUUUGGAAAAACAUCGGAUUAUGGAGCUGCUGAACUAUCUCACCAGCGCCCUGCUCUUUUUCCGGCCAGAAAAGCCAAGAGAGUAUUUAAUAUCUAUAUUGGAACGACUGAGAAUUGCCAAAAUAACAGGCGUGGCUUUUCCUUUCUUUAUGGACCACUCUAACAUUGUGUCUAUGUUUGAGAUGAUGGACACUUCAGAGAAAGGCACCAUAUCAUUCGCGCGGUACAGAGAAGGCCUAAAAACCCUGGGUCUGUUGAAUGAAGAUGAAGUUUUAAAAGAUGAUGGACAUGUAAUAACUUUGGAAAAAUUCAGAUCUGAAGUGAACAAGAGGACUGAGAAAAUAUGGUCAGCAUUUUAAUAACACCAUAAGUCCAAGAUAAUAAAUGAUUCUAUAAAGUU
This is a messenger RNA of Mirounga angustirostris (Northern elephant seal), 516 nucleotides long. RefSeq names its product EF-hand calcium binding domain 10 (gene EFCAB10). Lineage: Eukaryota; Metazoa; Chordata; Mammalia; Carnivora; Phocidae. The transcript has 4 exons. Gene Ontology annotation, molecular function: calcium ion binding. The record is from RefSeq and is a predicted model, not a curated record. The coding region runs from base 77 to 475 and encodes 132 amino acids.